Molecule: messenger RNA, 4658 nt
Organism: Sorex araneus (European shrew)
Lineage: Eukaryota; Metazoa; Chordata; Mammalia; Eulipotyphla; Soricidae
Gene: ELMOD2
Product: ELMO domain containing 2
Exons: 9
Coding region: 570-1451 (293 amino acids)
Cellular component (GO): membrane
Molecular function (GO): GTPase activator activity
Source: RefSeq, a predicted model, not a curated record
GUUUCUUUCCCUCUCGCCCCGCGCCGCUUCGCUGCGGCUGCGCGCGCCCUCGAGCUGCCCCCGCCCCCGGCAGCGCCUCGGCGGGGCUUUGUGCGAGCCGGGGGUGGGGGGCGCGCUCGCGGCCGCGGGUCCCCGAGGUCGGGGGCCGCACGGACUGUCCCCCGCCCCCGCCGAGGGAGGCGGGAAGGACGCCUGGAUCUGUUGCAUUUUAAAAAAUAAUAAUAUAAUAGUGAUAAUAACUCCCCCCUUUUGCAUCUGCCCCACCCCGCUUCUUGCAGCCGCUGUAGUUUUUCGGGGGGCCCCGAAGGUUGCGGCUCGCUCCGGGGUGUCGCCGGUUUACCUCUCGCGAGUUUCCUCCGCCCUUCACCUGUUGCAUGGGUCCCCGCGCCUCUCUGGGCCCUCUGUCACCCCCCCGCACCCGCACCUCGUCGUGCGUCCCGUGGAGGGGGUGCAGGCGGCACCAAAUGAGCCCUGCCGCGCGGGGGCGGGGAUCGAACCCGUGCUUCGCGGGGCCUUUGGGUUUCUCGAGCUGCUGAGCCUCAGAGAAAGAGCCAGUUAAGAAUAAAACAAUGUUUUUUUCUUUGUGGGACUUCUUCUAUGGGCACUUUUUCCGCUAUUGGAUGAAAUGGCUCUUGCGGCAGAUGACCGGGAAGUGCGAGCUGCAGCGGAUUUUUGAUGCGUAUGUGGGGGCGCAGAGGACACAGAGGAUAGAAAAUUCCUUGACGCACUCCAAGAGUAAGGUCCUGCGGGACGCCACGCAGGUCGUGGAGAGUGACGUGGACCAGUGUGUGGACGACAUCAUGAAGGAGAAGAACAUCAGCCCCGAGAAGGACACCAGCUUCCGCGUGUGCAUGAGGGCCUGCUUGCUGCAGAUCUCGGGGUACAGGCAGCUCUACCGGGACGUGGAGAGCGUGAGGAGGAAGCCCUACGACUCGGAGAACCAGCAGCACGAGAAGAUGCUGCUGCGGCUUUGGAAGCUGCUGAUGCCAACGAAGCAGCUGCAGAGCCGGAUCUCCAAGCAGUGGGCUGACAUUGGCUUCCAGGGCGAUGACCCCAAGACAGACUUCCGAGGCAUGGGCGUGCUUGGACUCAUCAAUCUUGUGUACUUCAGUGAAAAUUACACCAGAGAAGCUCAUCAUAUUCUCUCCCGCUCCAGCCAUCCCCAGCUGGGGUAUUCUUAUGCAAUAGUUGGGAUCAAUCUCACGGAGAUGGCUUACAGCUUGCUCAAGAGUGACGCGCUGAAGUGCCAGCUCUACAGCUUCGUCCCCGGCAUGCCGACGAUGGAGCACUUCCAUCAGUUCUACUGUUACCUUGUCUAUGAAUUUGACAAGUUUUGGUUUGAAGAAAAACCAGAAAGCAUUAUGUUGUUCAACAUGUACAGAGAGAAGUUCCACGAGAAGAUUAAAGGACUCUUGCUGGACUGUAACGUAUCGCUCACUAUAAAAACAUGAGCCGUCCACCGUAGCUUCCCUUUCUACCCCAUUUUGCACACGCAGCAGAAUUUAUAUGUUGUAAUAGAAAUUAUCUGAUCACUACACUCCUUAUAGAAUUAAUUUCCUACAAAGAUAUUGCAGAAGUUCUAUUUAAGAAAGCUAAUGGACAAUCAGUGUAUGUUUACAGUUGUCUGUACACUGUAUCUUCUCCUGCCCAAGACCCCUCUGUGGAGCCAGGUGCCCCCCAGUUAGAAACGCGGUACUUAGCCGGUUUAAUGGAAGAGAGGAAAUCAGGUACUUGCAUUAAAUUGGUUGAUUAAAAUGUGUCUAAACCCAGUUUCAGUUUGAUGUGAUGUAGCCACUGAGUUGGAGUCUUCCCAGAGCUCUUUCCGCACUUUGGCCUCGCGGGCUUGCUUUUCUCUCGUCUCGUCUGGUUUUGAUUUCUCGUUUAAUAGGCAGGGCGGUUGCGGCAGAGCGGAGGGGGUCCGUGUGGGAUGUGAUCAUGAGUCAGACAUCAGGGCAGGUGACUUGUGUUUUCAACGCCAUCCUCUAAAACGCCCAGUGUUAUUUCAAUUUUUUUGGUUUUUAGUCCACACCCAGUGGUGCUCCAGGGUUACUCCUGGCUCUGUGCUCAAGAGUUACUCUCCGCAGACUUGGAGGAGCAUACGGGAUGCUGGGGAUCGAACCUGGUCAGCCGUAUGCAGGGUCCUACCUGCUGUGCUUAUCACUCUGGCUUAUCAUUGUGGCUAAAAAAUCACAGUGUUAUUUUUAGGCUUAAAAGCCGUUUUCUCUUCUCCGGCGUUUGCCUGGAUCCGGUGUAGACGAGUCCUGGCAGGUGUGCCCUGUGAGGCCUUUCUGUGAGCCGCCACUCCUGUGAGCAAGGGCAGAUGUGCCAGUUCAGAACAUCUCGCCGGUGUUGAGAGGACAGCCGCUGUCCGCGUCCAGCCGUCUCUGGGCGUCAGAAGAAAUCACCGCGCUUGCUUGCUUUCGGUUUUCCGAAAUCGCAGCUCCCCGGGGUCGGAGGCUGUGACUCGGCAGGUUUGUGCCUGCUUCUGUGGGUCACGCUCCAGAGCGUGUCCAGGUGCUGAGGGCUGGGCCCACCAGGUGGCCUCUAGGGGGCAGCCCGUGGGUUCGCAAGUCACCUGAGGAUGAGAUUGUGCAUUUUGUGUUGCUUAAUUCUCCUGGAAGCGCAGGAGGGCAGCCAGGGCCAUCGGGAAGAGCAAGGAGAGAGUCGGAACAGAGCCGUUCCCGGGUGAUGAGGCAGCGUCAGCAGGGAGCGGGGCGCGGCUGAUGAGCCCCUUGACACCGCAGGAACCAGCCUCCACCGGACAUCCUUUAACACGUGAAAAUGGGCUCUUUUUUUUUUUGUUUCCAUGUGACUAUUGCAGGCCUUUCAGGACUCAGCUGUAGCUGAGAGAUCAAAGUUAGAGAAGUACUUGUUUGUGUUGGAAAACUCUCUCCAGACUUACCCGAGAGGAACUAGUGAACAAGCAGACAGGCAGCCCACUGGGAAAUAGUCGAUGCAGGGUCCAUAGCGCAGACCCUGUGCAUUAAUGCAUCGUGAGUGCACGCAUUGAAGUUCCUCUUUCCUAACAAGAUACAAGUAUUUUAAAAAUCGCGUCUAGUUUAGUUUCCGAGUGUUGGUUUUGCGUCUCAGUAGUCCAGAAACCCAAAACUUGGUUUCGCACAGGGUGCGCCUGAGCCUUGGGAGUGUUUUAAGUGUUUUAACACUGGACUCAGUGUUUUAAGUGUUUCUAAUGCUUCCUCCCCUUCCCGCUGUGAGGAAUGGCAAACCCCUGACUGCGUGCUCACCACGAAGGGGCGCUGUGCCCACGGAUGGCGGCGGGCAGCUGCUGGAGAGUCGUUGUGUCGUCUGCAUUGUGCGCUGGAGAAACUUUGUGUUUGAAUCUUCUGGCAACUGAGAUCUUGAAUGAUUAUUUUGUCAGUCCGCUCAAGAAAGGACCCUUGAAGUAUGGGCUGGGGAAGCUUUCCAUGUACACCUUUCCCCUUCUAAGGAGAAAAAUUAACUCUUUAUACUGUUAGAUAAUCCUCAGCAAUUGGGCCUUCACAUUCACCACGACUUGUCUGUUACAGAUGAUGUUUCAGUUUUGCUUUUAAUAAUCGUUAACCAUUUCAGAUAGUUCUACAGUGAAUUGGUCAAAGGACCACUGACAGAUUCUCAGGUGUGACUGGGCCGGAAGCCCAUCGACAUGUCACUCGUUGGUAACGAGAAGGUCCCAUGAGCUGUUGUUCCCCUUCUCUGCUGGGACAUUCAUGCGAAGAAGCAGAUAGCUGUAUUUGCCUUCCCCCGUUUCUUGCUUUCAGCGUAUGUGUCUCCGUACGUGAUGUAGUUUUUCAUGAACAUUUAGACUCCUAUAUUUUUUCCUCUAAUAAUAAGAUACCAAAGUAGUGCUUAGAAGUGCUAGAAGUAGCAGGAAGAUCCUGUUUGUUUUUGUAUCCCCAAAGUGACCCUGUGUUGCAGAGCGUUUGUGUCCGUGCCAGCGAGAGUCGAGGAAGGACGCGUCCUGUGCGGUCACCCCUGUGUGUCCUGUGGGGCGAUCCGUGAACCCCGAUGCCCCGCUCUGUGUGGAAGCACAGUGACGGAGUCAGAGAGCCUGGUGUCUCGCGGGCACCAUCCUAUUCCGCAAACCGUGCUCUUCUCGGCGGUGUUCGUCCCGUGUGUUCCUGUCCAGAGCACCCUGGGUUUGUCCGCAUCCCGCCCGGGGACACCGCCGUCCUCCUCGUGCAUCCUCAGUGUCCUGCUUUUUCACAUUCGUUUCCCAGGCGGGUGGAAGGAAACCCCCCGGGGGAAGACCUAGCCCAGGAGAAGAGUGACUUGGGGUGUGAAGCCGCGCCGGAGCAGACACGAUUCCACAGCGUCCUACCUGAGGGGCGGAGGCCUCGCCGGAGUUGUCCUUCUGGAUUUGGUGUUGGGGGCCAAGGUGGUUCCGAGGAUUGACGGUGCCCAGUUCAGAAGCGCCCCGGGGGGCCUCGCUCCCACAGGAGCCUUCGAGGGCUGGGAGGGAGCACGGAGAGCUGCUGCGCGUCUCUGUGUGUGUGACAGCAAGCAGCCUUCCUGGGGCGCGGGCCGCCUGCACCUUCGAGCUCCCCGUCUCCCUUGGGUGACGCAGUCGACUGCUUAGAUCAGAGCAAUAGUUGAAAUGUGAAGUCUUCCGUGUUUGUCCAGAAUGUGGUGAGCAAAUAAAAAGCCUGUUGAGAUGCUUA